AUGUUUUACAGUGCUGUCAUAGAACACACCAAUCGCGUCAUCUUUCUUGAAGAUGAUGAUGUAGCAGCAGUGGUGGACGGCCGUCUUUCUAUCCAUCGAAUUAAACGAACUGCGGGAGAUCACCCUGGAAGAGCUGUGCAAACCCUCCAGAUGGAACUCCAGCAGAUCAUGAAGGGCAACUUCAGUUCAUUUAUGCAGAAGGAAAUUUUUGAGCAGCCAGAAUCAGUUGUGAACACAAUGAGAGGAAGAGUCAACUUUGAUGAUUAUACUGGUAAUUACAUGUGAAUUAUUUUAUUAUUUCGAAGUCUCCUGUGGGGUUGG
Pteropus alecto (black flying fox) is the source of this 321-nucleotide messenger RNA. Its product is annotated as glutamine--fructose-6-phosphate aminotransferase [isomerizing] 1-like. Gene Ontology annotation, biological process: protein N-linked glycosylation; fructose 6-phosphate metabolic process; UDP-N-acetylglucosamine metabolic process. Gene Ontology annotation, molecular function: L-glutamine:D-fructose-6-phosphate transaminase (isomerizing) activity; carbohydrate derivative binding. NCBI's taxonomy places the organism in Eukaryota, Metazoa, Chordata, Mammalia, Chiroptera, Pteropodidae. The transcript is spliced from 2 exons. The record is from RefSeq and is a predicted model, not a curated record. The coding region runs from base 1 to 285 and encodes 94 amino acids.